This is a messenger RNA of Mesocricetus auratus (golden hamster), 6872 nucleotides long. RefSeq names its product pleckstrin homology, MyTH4 and FERM domain containing H2 (gene Plekhh2). The coding region runs from base 210 to 4691 and encodes 1493 amino acids. Gene Ontology annotation, cellular component: cytoplasm; cytoskeleton. The transcript has 30 exons. Gene Ontology annotation, biological process: negative regulation of actin filament depolymerization. The record is from RefSeq and is a predicted model, not a curated record. Gene Ontology annotation, molecular function: actin binding. NCBI's taxonomy places the organism in Eukaryota, Metazoa, Chordata, Mammalia, Rodentia, Cricetidae.
UGGCACCGCGGGGGUCGUCCGGCGGGCGCGCUGCGGGGCAGCCCCGCGUCCCCGCGCAUCGUGGGUCCCAUCGGCGAUGCUGCGGUUCGGCCUGCACUUCUGGGAGAGCGGUGCCGUGAAGCAACACCACCGGGACUGAAGUUCUGCUUUUCAUUUUUAACACCUCCACUUGCUCGACCACCCGACUCCGGAGUGCCCUAAGAAGAAACAUGGCAGAGCUCUCUGAGCCAGAAGGACCGGUAGAUUGGAAAGAACGAUGUGUAGCUCUGGAGGCUCAGCUCAUGAAAUUCCGAGUUCAAGCAAGCAAGAUCCGAGAGCUCUUAGCAGAGAAAAUGCAACAGUUGGAGAGACAAGUAAUCGAUGCUGAACGUCAAGCAGAGAAGGCUUUUCAACAGGUACAAGUUAUGGAGGAGAAACUAAAGGCAGCUAAUAUUCAAACCAGUGAGUCAGAGACUCGGCUCUAUAAGAAGUGUCAAGAUCUGGAGUCGGUAAUGCAGGAAAAGGAUGACAUUAUUCAGAACCUGGAGCUGCGGCUUGAAGAGCAGAAACAAGUGAGAGUACAAGAAGCUAAAAUAAUAGAAGAGAAGGCAGCUAAGAUCAAGGAAUGGGUAACAGUUAAGUUAAAUGAGCUGGAAGUGGAGAAUCAGAAUCUUCGUUUCAUCAACCAAAAUCAAUCUGAAGAGAUAAGAGCAAUACAGUCGAAGUUGCAAGAACUCCAGGGCAAGAAAGUAUCCUGCGUCUCCACACCGAAGCCCUCAGAAGGGCAGCACCUGAGCAGUUUGAAGUUUGGAUGCUUCCUGUCCCGAGCAAAGAGUCCUCCUCAUGUGGUCAGAUCCGAGGAAAUCAGCAAGAUGGCAUGUAAAGAACCCGAGGUCACCGAGGGAAAAUGCGUAGAAGAGAUGGAAAUUGCAGAGAAGCCUGACGAUAACCAAGUCCAAGAAAACAGAAGCCAGAAGAAGUUGCACGAGACCCCUUGCAACUCAGAACAGAAUCGGAAAAUAAGAGCAAGCUUUGCGACAGAUGGUGGGAUGUCCCAGAAUUCCGGGGCUCCGGCGAGUGACUGGAGUUCUGACGAGGAAGACCGAAGCAAGGGCAUGUCCAAGUCCAGGUGCACGUCCACCCUUUCCAGCCACACGUCUGAGGAGGGCGUCCGGUGUGGCAGGAUGGGCAGCGAGGCGUAUCUCACUGCAUCUGAUGAUAGCAGUUCUAUAUUCGAAGAAGAGGCUUUUGGCGUUAACCAGCCCGAGCCCAAGAAACUAUAUUCUUGGCAGCAGAAGGCACUGUGGAAAGGUCAGAAUAGCCUUGCGAAGGGGAAUUCUCAGGCGGGCAUCAAGGAACAAGACAGUUCUUCGGAUGAACUGAAUAAGAAAUUCCAGUCCCAGCGACUGGAUUAUUCAUCCUCAUCAAGUGAGGCCAACACCCCAAGCCCUAUUUUGACCCCAGCUUUAACCCCCAAACAUCCUAACUCACUCCCCGGGAAAGGAACACAGUUGGUGCCUUCAGUAUACCUGCCACCCCCAAAGUUAAGGAUCCCCAAUGUUUUCAGUAUAAGUGUGGCGCUCACCAAAAGGCACCUGAGCCAGCCACAGCUAUGUUCCGACCGGAUGUUUGGCAUGAACAGGAAUGCCAUAAGCAUGAUCCGGCCGCUGAGACCUCAGGAAACGGAUCUUGAUGUAGUUGAUGGUGACGGCAUGGAAGUGGUGGAGAGCAUGGACACGAGCUGUGAUGACGGCUUAUUUUCCUACGACUCCCUGGAUUCCCCGAACGCAGAUGACCAGGAAACCAGCGAGCCGGCAAAGAAGGCCUCGUGCAGCAAGCCUCCCACGCCUCCUUUGCAUCGCUUUCCCUCUUGGGAAAGCAGAAUAUACGCUGUAGCCAAAUCAGGCAUUCGAAUGUCUGAGGUCUUCAAUAUGGAGAAUGCUAAUGAAAAUUCUGCAGCCAUACUUUCCUAUCCUGCGUCAGGCCUUUACACGUCCCUGAUAUACAAGAGUAUGACGACCCCAGUGUACACAACGUUAAAGGGGAAGGCGACACAAAUAAGUAGCAGUCCUUUCCUGGAUGAUUCCUCUGGCUCAGAGGACGAGGACAGUUCCAGGUCCAGUUCCAGGACAUCGGAGUCAGAUACGCGCAGCCGCAGUGGGCCGAGCAGUCCCAGAGCCAUGAAGCGAGGCGUGUCUGUCUCCUCCAUGGCUUCUGAAAGUGAUUAUGCCAUCCCACCUGAUGCCUAUUGUGCAGAUUCGGAGUGUUUGCAGCCAGAGCAGAAACUCCCUAAAACCUGCUCGUCCUCCAGUGAAAAUGGGAAAAAUGAACAGUUAGAGAAAUCUGGUUAUCUCCUGAAAAUGAGCGGAAAAGUCAAGACGUGGAAGCGGAGGUGGUUUGUCCUGAAAGGCGGUGAACUGCUUUACUACAAGUCUCCCAGCGAUGUAAUUCGGAAACCCCAGGGCCACAUUGAACUUAACGCAUCCUGCAGUAUUUUAAGGGGAGAUAACAAGCAAACAGUCCAGCUGACCACGGAGAAGCACACAUACUACCUGACCGCAGAUUCUCCCAAUAUAUUGGAAGAGUGGAUUAAAGUGUUACAGAACGUUCUGCGAGUACAAGCUGCUAAUCCCCUUUGCCUGCAGCCUGAGGGCAAACCAACAGUCAAGGGAUUGCUCACCAAGGUAAAACACGGCUACUCUAAGAGAGUCUGGUGCACGCUUGUUGGGAAGACCUUGUAUUAUUUUCGCAGUCAAGAGGAUAAGCCUUUGCUUCAGUUCCCUCUAGGUCAGAUCAAGCUCUGGGAGGCUAAGGUGGAGGAGGUGGACAGGUCCUGUGACUCUGAUGAAGAUUAUGAAGCCAGUGGACGCUGUCUGCUCUCCACUCACCACACCGUCGUGAUCCACCCCAAGGACCAAGGCCCGACAUACCUGCUGAUCGGAUCCAAGCACGAGAAGGACACCUGGCUUUAUCAUCUCACUGUUGCUGCUGGAAGUAACAAUGUAAAUGUUGGAUCCGAAUUUGAACAGCUGGUUUGCAAACUGCUAAAUAUAGAGGGCGAGCCUUCCUCCCAGAUAUGGAGACAUCCCACGCUGUGUCACAGCAAAGAAGGGAUCCUGUCCCCUCUGACCACACUGCCUUCGGAAGCUCUGCAGACUGAGGCCAUUAAGUUGUUUAAGACCUGCCAGCUUUUUAUAAAUGCUGCGGUCGACUCCCCUGCCAUCGACUACCAUAUCUCUCUGGCCCAGAGUGCUUUGCAGGUCUGCCUGACACAUCCUGAGCUACAGAAUGAGAUUUGCUGUCAGCUUAUUAAACAGACAAGGCGAAGACAGCCGCAGAACCAGCCGGGGCCGUUGCAGGGCUGGCAGCUCCUGGCGCUCUGCGUUGGCCUCUUCCUCCCCCACCACCCUUUCCUGUGGCUCCUGCAGCUCCAUCUGAGAAGGAAUGCAGAUACCAGGACAGAAUUUGGGAAAUAUGCCAUUUACUGCCAGCGAUGUGUGCAAAGAACACAGCAAAAUGGAGAUCGGGAGGCGAGGCCCUCUCGGAUGGAGAUCCUCUCCACCCUCCUCCGUAACCCGUACCAUCACUCCCUCCCCUUCAGCAUACCGGUGCACUUCAUGAACGGGAUCUAUCAGGUAGUUGGGUUCGAUGCAUCCACCACAGUUGAAGAAUUUUUGAAUACCUUGAACCAGGACACGGGAAUGAGGAAGCCAGCACAGUCUGGGUUUGCACUGUUCACUGAUGACCCUUCUGGAAGAGACCUUGAGCAUUGUCUUCAGGGAAAUAUCAAGAUCUGUGACAUUAUUUCUAAAUGGGAGCAGGCAUCCAAAGAGCAGCAGCCUGGCAAGUGUGAGGGCACAAGGACUGUCCGUCUGACUUACAAAAACAGACUGUAUUUCUCAAUGCAAACUCGUGGAGAGACUGACAGAGAGAAGCUACUGUUGCUGUACCAGACAAAUGAUCAGAUAAUAAAUGGCCUUUUUCCGCUCAACAAGGACCUGGCGUUAGAGAUGGCGGCGCUCUUAGCUCAGGUGGAGAUUGGAGAUUUUGAGAGACCUUUCUCAACUCCAGCCGGGCUUGUGACUAACCAGUGCAAAGCAAACCAAAACCUCAAACAAGUCAUAGAAAAAUUUUACCCUAAAAGGUACAGGGAAGGCUGCUCUGAAGAACAGUUACGGCAGCUUUACCAGCGACUCUCAACCAGAUGGAUGGCCCUCCGGGGACACAGCGCGGCUGACUGUGCACGCAUUUACUUGACAGUGGCCAGGAAGUGGCCCUUCUUUGGUGCCAAGUUGUUUUUUGCAAAACCCAUAGCUCCCUCAUCAUCUGGCAACACUUUUGUGUGGCUGGCCAUCCACGAAAAUGGAUUGAGCAUCCUAGAGUACACCACCAUGAGGUUAAUGGUCAGCUACGCGUACAAGAGCCUGAUGACCUUUGGAGGGUGUCAAGACGAUUUUAUGGUUGUCAUUAAUACUCAUUCAAAGGACAGGCCAACAGAAAAGUUACUUUUUGCCAUGGCAAAACCCAAGAUCCUUGAGAUCACCCUUCUGAUUGCCAGUUACAUCAACAACUCCUAUCAGCAGAAAGCCUUCCACCACCUCUCUGCCCCCGCUCUGCUCUCCGCCAGGACCCAAGGACCCCAAGCCAGGGCCAUGGGCAGCCAGCCCCUUCUGUCCAGCAGCAGGCCCAGCAAAGGCCCCACCUUGCUCUGAAAGCUCCUGAACCUGACCUUCACUCCCGGCUCUCCACAAAGCGGCUGCGCCCGCUACAAACAAGUGUUUUACACACUGCCAGCGUGGCGCGCUCACCAGCACUCCAGACUUUAGCAGUAAUGGGUUACUCUCUUGUCUGACUCUUCAAUAUUUGGAUAACAAUAAAACAGAAACAUGAAUUGUGCCAAUACACUCACUGUGUCUUAGACACAGUAGUAGGUUAGAAUUUGUCUCCACUCCAUCCCAUCUCCCUUCUUGGCCAUCAGACAUUGUGCAAUAAGCCCCCCUCCACUUUUAAUUAUCCUGGCAGUCUUUUGAAAGGGAGAUUCCAAACUCUCAUUUGGUAAACCAGUUGGCUAUCUGCAAAAACUCACUGCCAAAAAAGAAAACUGUAAGUACUGUAAUUAAAUGGGCCUUUUAGCUAAUGAAGUGGUAUUUGGAAAAGAAUGAGGUUCGGUGUAAGAAUCAGCUGUGGGAACAUGCAGGGGGCAAAUUCUUAGAGUAAGUGCAGUAAGUCUCCCGAGUCUAUGAGUCAUCACAUGCGAAGACAGGCGGUAGCUAGCCAGAGCCUCCUCUGUGGUAUCAGAAAGUGUGGCCUCUGCAGAUCACUGGAGCGUGGGAUUUCAAAGGAGGUGUUGAGUCCUAGCAACACAGCCUAAGAUUGCUGCAAAAGUGCCCCACAUUUCACUGUGUUUAACACUAGGUCACCUUGACCUUGCUUUGUUACAAAGGGGAUCUUUGGAAACAAAGGUCUUAAUGCUCUGUCAUUCGUACAGUCUUUCCUGGUGAGAGUUUAGAAGCAAAGUGCAGAGUAAACCUUAAUAGAAAAUACCAAUGCCAAAGGAAGUAAUUCGUCGUUGAAAUUGUCUUGAGACGCCCCCAUGUGUGUUAGUUAUCCCAUUGCUGUCGCAAACACUUGACAGAACCGAAGGGAGACAGGAUUGUUUGGGGGAGUUCAGAGGCUUGGCCUCAUGCGGCUGGGAAGAACCCAUGGGGGCGGGACAUGUGGCAUAAAAGGUUUCUUCAACUCAGGAUGGACAGGAAGCAGAGAGCGAGGAAGGAAUGAGGGACAGGUACACCUUCAAAGCUGUUCCCAGUGACACCCAAAAGUCCCACCACCUCUUAAACUGGCAUCGCCACCUGGGGGCCAAGUCUUCAACACAUCUAGGAACAUAGUUAAAUCAUAACAGUGCCGUAAGCCGUCAGUACAGUCCAGGCUAUGCCAAAGAUAUGGAAUUAGUACUCAUGAUAACAAUGAAACUGUGAUAUGAUAUGAACAUUCUUUUAUAAAAAUGCUCACUGUAAGAGUGAUAACCACAAGUCUACCUAAUUUUAUUUAUGUGUAGCAUAUUUGUAUUUAUUUUAGACAUAUAUUUAUCACUGUGUGUGCUAUUAUUUUUUUAAACCAAUUUGAGAAAAUGCUAGCUGCCCAACUAAUUUGUUGGCAGAGCCUUUGUAUUUUCUCCUUUGCUGCUUUCUUCCUGGGGGAGUGUCCUGUUCUCACACUGAACCUUUUAAAUAUGUUCUGCCCUUAGGAGCGAAGUCAAGAAACAUAUGGCUCGAGUCAUACAGGACAUACAGUCAUAAUGACAAAGAUAUUUUUAAAACACCCUAGAAAUUGGGUUUUCAGUGGUUAUUUGCCCUUCCAUCUUCUGAGCCGCAACCACUCACCCAAUGAACAGAUUCCUUUUUUAGAAUAAAUGAUUACACAUUUGGGGGUGACUCUCAGAGUUUUUGACUGGGAUACAGUUGCGUUUUUGAGUGCCCAUAAAACCAUUUAGUAAUCAUUAGUGGGCAAGUCAGAGACGGGGCAGAGUUCUUAAUGUGUGAGAACGUUAUUCUCAGACAACAGUUCAUUCACCAUCUGGUGAGCAGUCCCCAUAUGCCCCAUCCUGAGCUUUCAAACUAGUGAAUGCUUAGCUUAAGCCAUGGUGCCUUAGACUUUAUGCUUGUUUUUGACAGAGCAGAAAUAAAAUAUUUUGAUGGAAAGAAGUCAAUUUUCUGUAACCAAUGAUGUGGAAAUGUUAUUUCCUGGGAAAUUACUUAUCUAGACAUUUUUUAAGAAUGCAAGUAUAUUAUUAUGAUUUGGUGACAAGAGAAAUAAUGUUUCAUGUUUAAUUGUAAUAUUUCUCACCCAUCCUUUUCUUCCUUUCAGUCAUAAUAAAUGAUUUGUGAGACCCA